Colletotrichum lupini is the source of this 1812-nucleotide messenger RNA. RefSeq lists its product as uncharacterized. The record is from RefSeq and is a predicted model, not a curated record. Bases 1 to 1812 code for a protein of 603 amino acids. The transcript is spliced from 9 exons. NCBI's taxonomy places the organism in Eukaryota, Fungi, Ascomycota, Sordariomycetes, Glomerellales, Glomerellaceae.
AUGGCCUCUCUGCCAGUUCCGGAUGGCAUAGAUCUCAGCGAGUCCAGAGUUGCUAGCAUCAUUGGUGCUCUCAGUUGCACGUGGGCACUCGCAGCCAUCGCAGUUGCGCUUCGGUUUCUUGCCCGACGAAUACAAUCCAACAAGCUUUGGUUGGAGGACUGGCUGAUAACUGUUUCCUUGACCGCAGCAGCUGUGCACGUUUUUAUAAGCAUAGGAUACAUGAUACCGAAUGGUACCGGUGAACACAUUUGGGUAGCGCCAACCUCGGCGACAAGAGCGUGGGCAAUUGGUCUUUUCGUAUCAGAAGUAGCGUACACAGUGACGUUAUCAACAGUCAAGUGGUCGACAUUGGCGCUCUACUGGCGAAUAUUCAAUGCCCGUAAAAGCAUCAGAUAUUACAUCUGGGCUUUGGCCGGCAUCGUCUUAGCUUGGUUUAUUGCUGUUAUUCUCGUCACGAUCUUCCAAUGUCUCCCUGUUCAUGCCUUCUGGGCACGCUACGACACAGUCAACCCCCUGUCGUCUGAUCAAUACACAUGCGGUGUAGAUGUCAAGAUGUUCUUCAAGGGAAACUCUAUUCCCAAUAUUAUAACGGAUGCACUAGUUGUGUUAUUACCUAUCCCCUAUGUGUGGAAGCUACAGCUGCACAAAGCACAGAAGUUUGCCCUUGCAGGUAUUUUUGCGCUCGGCACUUUCGUUACCGUAGUCUCUAUGGCCCGGUUAAAUGUGAUUCUUUCAGUCGACCUCACAUCACCGGACAUUACCUGGAAUUUCAUCGACACCAUUAUCUGGACUAAUGUCGAAGCCAACACGGCUAUUAUCUGCGCCUGUCUCCCAUGCCUGAAACCGAUCCUCAACCUCGCGCUGAACGGCCGACUGAAAUCUUCAAUCAAACGGAGUGGCCAGAACUCAGGCGGACAAUACAUACUCAACGACCGUACGAAGCCCAGCACGGCAAAGGGAAGCAGUUAUCUAGGAGGCUCUGGUACUGGGGCGAUGCGAAAGGGGCUCGGCGGCGGCGGUGCCGAGGACGAGCGUCCUUUUACUCGACUGAGUGAACGUGAUUCUGAGCCAAGUAUUGAUGUCGCAAACGAUGACGGUGACAGUGGGCAUGAAAAAGAGCUUGCCGGCGAGGCAAUCGCUUUAGAAGCAGUCCUUAGAGUUUCACCGACGACUGCAGAUAAUGAGAAUGCUGCUGCACCAGCAGUACCAGUAGCACCGGCAUCGCUGGCUGCUGCGUCGUCACCAGCUCCUGCCGCCCUAACUGUGGCUGUAGAGGAUCCGGACCCAUCCACUGAUGGCUACGAAAGCGGUGGCGAUAGCAGGUCCAAUACCACGACUUCGCUAUUUUCAAGCUUCUUGGUCGAUGAUGCUGAGGCGGAGUGGUUGUACCCGGAUAACUCGAUUGGUUUUAUUCACCCGCGGCACAUGGCGCCUUUCAUCAAGGACUGGCCUAGGCUUUUGCGUCAAGCAUACAGAGUGUUGAAACCGGGCGGCUGGAUCAAGCUGCAAGAGCUGAGAUGGAGAUUUGCUUGCGAUGACGACACGACGACGCCUGACUACGCCCCGUCCAGAAUGACAAAUCUCAUCGAAGAAGGUCUCAGCAAGUUCGGCUCCGAGCUCUACGCAUCAGAGACCAACUCGGAACGUCUCAGAGCUGGUGGAUUCGUGACGAAAGUUCACAAUAUCAAAAAGGUGCCUUUGGGUAGGUGGCCCAAAGAUGACAACUUGAGAACCAUUGGUUUGUAUUCUCAGGUGGUCCUGUAUGAUGGACUGCAAGCUAUUACUAUGGGUCCUCUGACGAGAGGGCUGUGA